AUUACAUGAGGUACAUUAUUCAAAUCAGCCAUAUAUUGAUCCAAAUUUUGCAUCAACAGUCAGCAAAAAGUUAGUAAACAGUACCGAUUAAUAGUUGAUCGACGAUUUAACAAGCUCUCAUCAUUGUUAAUGUCUCCUUUUCUCGUCGUCUCUCCCAUUCUCUUUAUGGCGUCGCCGGAAAAUAAUAUCUAGAUCUUAUGAUUUCUAUGUAUUUUUAUGAACUUGUCCCAAGCACUAGUACUCAUUCUUUUCAUAAUUCCCUUCGUUCUAAUACAUCUCUAAUACACAAAUUAAUGACACAAAAAAAGGAAGAAAAAAGAAAGAAGAAAAGAAAAUAGCGAUAUAUAAUCCUUCGUUCUAUAGCGCUAGAAUUUACACCAGAGGUGAACAAGUGUGAAUCCAGUCGGCCAUGAAGCAGUGAGCUGGAGAGAAAGCAAGGGCGAGCUUACACUUUGCACAAAACCACAGAGCCAGACAAAUCAGCAACCAUCAUAAAUAGGCCCAUCCAGUUUCUCUCUCUCAUCACAACAAGAAGAAUAAAAAAACUACUACUCUCCCUUCUCCAGUUCUCCUUGAUCUCCUUUCCCUUCUUCUGAAACCCAUCCCCUCGUCCUCCUCUCCUACGUCCCUCCAUCUAUCCAUCAUGGCAAUGUAUGGUGGAUCCAACAAGAACUGCUUGUUCCUUCACCACCACCACGACAUUUCUAUCCCCCUUUACAUCCACUUGUCCUGCAGCACCAUCGACGACUCCCCAGCCGCUGCCCCGACCAGCAACGACGGCACCGGCGCCGGCGCCGGCGAGCACAAGUUCAACUUCAAUGACCAGCCUGACGACUUUCUCAUGUACAUCUACAAGGUGAAGCGUUGCUCCAAGACCAAGAGCCACGACUGGACCGAGUGCCCCUACGCCCACCAUGGCGAGAAGGCGCGGCGCCGCGACCCCAAUAGGUAUCCAUACAGCGGCAUCGCCUGCCGGGAGUUCCGGCAGAAGGGGGAGUGCCCGCGGGGCCACAACUGCGAGUACGCCCACGGCGUCUUCGAGUUCUGGCUCCACCCCACCCGCUACCGCACCCGGGUGUGCGACGCCGGCGACGCCUGCACCCGCCGCGUCUGCUUCUUCGCUCACACCCCCGAGCAGCUCCGCCCGGUUGUCAUCCGCGACUGCUUCCGCUGCGGGAUCGGCGGCUGCGUAGCCAAAUCCAGCUGGAGAGGGAUGCCGGCGAUGGCUGCGGUGGCCGCUGCUGCCGCCUGUUCUUCUUUUCAUGCUGGUAUGAAUGAAGUGAAUGGAAAUGAUUUAGUGGGUGGGGAUGGAGAGUGGUUUGAUUUCCCCCAUCUUGAUUGGGUUGAGGAGUUGCUGACUGAGAAGGGAGAGGGUGAGGUGGGUCUUGGUGUUGAUUGGGGUGUCAAGUUAUGAAGGAUUCAUGGAAGAGAUGAUGACAGUAGUGAGGUUGGUGAGUCAAUUUCUGUGCAAGUUUGUAUGCAUAUAAUGCUAAGAGAUAAGUUGUAAGAAGGUGAGCUGGAAUAAGGUCAUGGGUGUGUCAGCCUGUUUCUAGAAACGUAGAAUAAGGUACAUUUGACGCCUAUGUCCCUAGGGAAGUACGUACUAGGGGCUGCAGUUUGUGAUGUCUAAGGACUGGGAAGUUCUGUAAUGAUUAAUUGUUUGUUUAUAUUAUAUGUAUGAUAUUUGCUCAUGAUAUUCUCUCGUCUCCUCUUUUGGGUGACUACCGGUU
This is a messenger RNA of Elaeis guineensis (African oil palm), 1730 nucleotides long. Its product is annotated as zinc finger CCCH domain-containing protein 67. Lineage: Eukaryota; Viridiplantae; Streptophyta; Magnoliopsida; Arecales; Arecaceae. The record is from RefSeq and is a predicted model, not a curated record. Gene Ontology annotation, molecular function: metal ion binding.